UAAGGACAUCAAAACAUUGACAAUUCAGCCCUUCUGCCCCGAUUAUUAGUAGUUAGUAUUAUUAAUAGUUUUGUUUUUUGUCAUCUGUCUACUUGAAAUAUGUAAUUUCUUGUCACCCCUGUUCAAGUUUGAGGGGAAAAUCAGCUGAGGUGUGACCCUGCUUAUAAACAUCUGUUUCAUCUCUAAAAUGCCUGAUAUGAGACAUGAUUUAAAAAGAAGAAGAAAAACCCUACAUGGACAUUAAAGUCAGUUAAGAGGUACAGAACCAGCUCUGUAAUCAUGUGUAUGUGACUGUUUUACGUCUUGUGUCCACAGGAGCAUGGCUGCCUUUGCAGGGAUGUGCGACGGAGGCUCAACAGAAGACGGAUGUUUAGCAGCCUCUCGAGAUGACACUACACUAAACGCACUUAACACUCUUCACGAGAGCAGCUACGAUGCAGGGAAAGCUCUCCAGCGUCUGGUGAAGAAGCCCGUUCCCAAACUGAUAGAGAAGUGCUGGUCUGAGGAUGAAGUGAAGCGCUUCAUUAAAGGGUUGAGACAGUUCGGCAAAAACUUCUUCAGGAUCCGAAAAGAGCUGCUGCCCAACAAAGAAACGGGGGAGCUCAUUACCUUCUACUACUAUUGGAAGAAGACCCCCGAGGCAGCCAGUUGUCGAGCCCACCGCAGACACCGCCGCCAGCCCGUCUUCCGUCGCAUCAAGACGCGAACCGCUUCAACUCCUGUCAACACUCCCUCACGCCCCCCCUCCAGCGAGUUCUUGGACCUCAGCUCAGCCAGUGAAGAUGACUUUGACAGUGAAGACAGCGAACAGGAGCUGAAGGGCUACGCCUGCCGCCACUGUUUCACUACCACCUCCAAGGACUGGCACCACGGGGGUCGGGAGAACAUCUUGCUGUGCACAGACUGCCGCAUUCACUUCAAGAAGUACGGUGAGCUGCCCCCCAUCGAGAAGCCCGUGGACCCGCCGCCAUUUAUGUUCAAACCUGUCAAAGAGGAAGAGGAUGGACUCAGCGGGAAGCAUAGCAUGAGGACCCGACGGAACAGAGGCUCGAUGUCGACGCUACGUAGUGGUCGUAAGAAGCAGACAGCCAGUCCUGAUGGCAGAACCUCGCCUACCAACGAGGACUUGCGCUCCAGCGGACGCACCUCUCCCAGCGCAGCAAGUACUGACAGCACAGACAGCAAGACAGACUCCAUGAAGAAGCCCAGCAAGAAGAUUAAAGAGGAGGCUCCUUCACCUAUGAAGAGUGUCAAACGGCAGCGAGAGAAGGGAGCUUCGGACACAGAGGAGCCCGAGAGGGCCAGCGCCAAAAAGUCCAAGACACAAGAGCUGAGUCGGCCAGACUCGCCCUCAGAAUGCGAAGGGGAAGGAGAGGGCGAGGGUGAGAGCUCUGAUGGGCGCAGCAUCAAUGAGGAGCUCAGUAGCGAUCCUAAAGACAUUGACCAGGACAACCGAAGCUCCUCCCCAAGCAUCCCCAGCCCCCGCGACAAUGAGAGCGACUCAGACUCGUCCGCCCAGCAGCAGCAGCUCCUGCAGAGCCAGCACCCUCCAGUCAUCCAGUGUCAGCCAGGCACCUCAUCCGCCUCCUCGGCUCCGCCUACAACCUCAGCCCCCUUAUUGCCCCCACAGGUCUGCCCCAUAGCGGCCUCCACCUCUCUACCUCCCCAGCCUCUGCCCCUGGCAAGCCCUAUGUCUCUUAUCCAGUCAGGAGCAUCCCUCCACCCUCAAAGGCUCCCCUCUCCACAUUCACCUUUGACUCAGGCUCCACCUCCUGGCCCCCCAGUCCCACCUCAAUCGUUACCCAGCUCGCAUCAUGGGCUGAUGCCUCCCUUGCCACAUCCGCUGCAGCCUGGGCCCCCACACAUGCCUCACCCUCUCUCUAUGCCCCCUCAGGGCUUCCCAAUGGGUCAGUCUCAGGUCCCGCCCCUGCCACUCUGUGGCCAGUCACAGCAAAGGCCGCACACUCCUCCUUCCCAAUCCCAGUCAUCUGCUCAGAGUGGCCAGCCUCCCAGAGAGCAGCCCCUUCCCCCUGCCCCAAUGUCCAUGCCUCACAUCAAGCCCCCGCCAACCACACCCAUCCCUCAGAUGCCCAACCCACAGUCCCACAAACACCCACCGCACGCGUCAGCACCUCCAUUCCCUCAGAUGCCUUCAAACCUGCCGCCGCCACCUGCCCUCAAGCCCCUCAGCUCUUUAUCCACACACCAUCCUCCAUCAGCACACCCGCCUCCCCUACAGCUCAUGCCUCAGGGGCAGCAGCUCCAGCCUCCCCCAGCGCAGCCUCCAGUUCUCACUCAGUCCCAGAGCCUCCCACCGUCAGCCAGCCACCAACCUCCUCCGGCUCCUCCUCUGCCGCCCUCCGCAGCAGCCUCACACUCCAACGGGCCACCGCAGCCGCCGUUCUCGUCUCACCCUUUCAAUACAGUUCUACCUCCGACCGGCCCUCCCCCAUCCUCGUCAAACUCUAUGCCUGGCAUUCAGCCUCCAUCUUCCUCCGCGCCACCCACCUCCAUCUCCAUGCCGCUGCCUGCCUCUGUCACUUGUGCCGGCCAGGGCCCAGUACUCCCACCUGUACAAAUCAAAGAGGAGCCUCUGGAUGAGACGGAAGAGCCAGAGAGCCCGCCGCCCCCGCAGAGAAGCCCCUCCCCGGAGCCUACCAUUGUCAAUACGCCCAGCCAUGCCAGCCAGUCAGCACGGUUCUACAAGCACCUGGACCGGGGUUACAACUCGUGUGCUAGGACAGAUUACUACUUCACGCCACUGGCUUCGUCUAAACUAGCCAAGAAGCGAGAGGAAGCUCUGGAGAAAGCCAAGAGGGAAGCGGAGCAGAAACUAAGGGAAGAGAAGGAGAGAGAGAGGGAAAGGGAAAGAGAGCGGGAACGAGAUCGGGAACGAGAAAAAGAUGCCGAACGAGCUGCGAAAGCCUCCAGUUCCUCUCAUGAGGGCAGGAUGUGUGAAGCUCAGAUGGCUGGCCACACCCACGCCCACAUGCGUCAACAUUAUGACGGCCCACCCACUACUAUCGCAGCUGUGCCUCCGUACAUCGGCCCCGACACCCCUGCCCUGCGGACCCUCAGCGAGUACGCCCGACCCCACGUCAUGUCCCCCACCAACCGAAACCACCCGUUCUUCGUGUCCCUCAACCCUGGAGACCCGCUGCUGGCCUAUCACAUGCCCAGCUUGUACAAUGCCGACCCGGCCAUGCGGGAGCGCGAGCUGCGAGAACGGGAGAUGCGCGAGAGGGAGAUUCGUGAGAGGGAGCUGAGAGAAAGGAUGAAACCUGGUUUUGAGAUUAAGCCUCCAGAGAUGGACACACUUCACCCUUCCACAAACCCCAUGGAGCACUUUGCCCGGCAUGGGGCCAUCACGUUGCCCCACAUGGGCGGCCAUCACCCUUUCGCCGCCUUCCAUCCGGGCCUGAACCCAUUAGAGCGUGAGCGGCUGGCCCUCGCUGCUGGGCCCCAGCUGCGGGCAGAAAUGAGCUACCCAGAGAGGUUGGCUGCAGAGAGACUCCAUGCUGAGAGGAUGGCCACAAUGGCCAACGAUCCCAUUGCCCGUCUGCAGAUGUUCAACGUCACGCCGCACCACCACCAGCACUCGCAUAUUCACUCCCAUCUCCACCUCCACCAGCAAGAUCCUCUUCACCAAGGUGGCGAAUGUCUUGUGUGUCCUCCAGGCUCCGGGGGCCAUCCCCUGGCAUUAGAUCCCCUUGGAGGAGGCCCUCACCUGGCACGCUUCCCUUACCCGCACGGCGGCAUCCCCAACGCUCUCCUCGGCCAGCAUCCGCAAGAACACGAGAUGCUUCGCCACCCGGUUUUCGGUACUCCAUACCCGCGAGAACUACAAGGAGGUCUGCCACCGCAAAUGUCCGCAGCCCACCAGCUGCAGGCCAUGCAUGCCCAGUCUGCCGAGCUCCAGAGGCUGGCCAUGGAGCAGCAGUGGCUCCACGGACACCAUCACAUGCACGGAGGACCCAUGCCUGGCCAGGAGGACUACUACAGCCGGCUGAAGAAGGAGAGUGACAAGCAGCUGUAACCAGCCAUGGGAGGCAGCGACUGACAGGUGCAGGACACAGGAAGUUGUUACAGAGUUGUUCAUUCAGUUUUGAAGGAACGGAAAAUGCCAAGUGGAUCGUCUGAGAAUUCUUCUGAUAUUUGUUUUUUUGUUCCUGUCAAGGACUUUUUUUUUUUAAC
Anarrhichthys ocellatus (wolf-eel) is the source of this 4194-nucleotide messenger RNA. RefSeq names its product arginine-glutamic acid dipeptide repeats protein-like. Gene Ontology annotation, molecular function: transcription corepressor activity; sequence-specific DNA binding. Gene Ontology annotation, cellular component: nucleus. Gene Ontology annotation, biological process: regulation of DNA-templated transcription. Lineage: Eukaryota; Metazoa; Chordata; Actinopteri; Perciformes; Anarhichadidae. The coding region runs from base 320 to 4036 and encodes 1238 amino acids. The transcript is spliced from 14 exons. The record is from RefSeq and is a predicted model, not a curated record.